Cryptotermes secundus is the source of this 2793-nucleotide messenger RNA. RefSeq names its product vacuolar protein sorting-associated protein 45 (gene Vps45). Gene Ontology annotation, biological process: intracellular protein transport; vesicle-mediated transport. NCBI's taxonomy places the organism in Eukaryota, Metazoa, Arthropoda, Insecta, Blattodea, Kalotermitidae. The record is from RefSeq and is a predicted model, not a curated record. Gene Ontology annotation, cellular component: Golgi membrane.
GGCCUUGUGUAACAGAUAGAGAUUGGAGCAGGAAUGCGAAGGAAGUUGUUGUGCAUAUCAUCCCCAAUGAAUAAAUAAAAAUAUUACCAUACUGUAAUUUGAUAGGUUAAUAACUUAGACGUUCCAGUCACAAUGAAUGUGGUAGCAGCUGUUAAAAUGUAUAUAACUCGAAUGGCAGAAGAAAGUGGCCCCGGUAUGAAAGUGCUUCUUAUGGAUAAACAAACAACAAGUAUUGUGAGCAUGGUGUAUGGGCAAUCAGAAAUCUUGCAAAAGGAGGUAUAUUUAUUUGAAAGAAUUGACUCAGGAGGGCAGCGUGAAAGUAUGAAGCAUCUCAAAUGCAUAACAUUCCUAAGGCCAACUAAAGAAAAUAUUGCACUUCUUUCCUGGGAAUUGCGAUAUCCGAGAUAUGGAGUGUACUAUAUAUAUUUCAGUAACAUUAUAGCAAAGGCAGACAUAAAAACUAUAGCUGAAUCUGAUGAACAAGAAGUUGUCCGUGAGGUGCAGGAGUUCUAUGGUGAUUAUCUGGCAAUGAGCCCACACCUUUUCUCACUCAAUGUCACAGCAUAUGCCCAAGGUUUGAUGUGGAAUCAUGCCCUUCUUCAGAGAACUGUUCAAGGUAUAACUGCAGUUCUUCUGUCGCUGAAGAAAUGUCCAUUUAUACGGUACCAGAAUAAUUCAGAAAUGGCAAAGAGAUUAGCAGAAAAGAUCAGAGAGGUAUUAUCCAAAGAGGCUACUCUGUUUGAAUUUCGGCAGCCUGAAGUUUCACCCUUGCUACUUAUUUUGGAUCGUCGAGACGAUCCUGUAACACCUCUUCUCAAUCAGUGGACGUACCAGGCCAUGGUUCAUGAGCUCCUUACCAUCACUAAUAAUCGUGUCAGUCUUUCUGAAGUACCAGGAAUUUCGAAAGAUCUGAAGGAAGUUGUUUUAUCUGCUGAACAUGAUGAAUUCUACGCAGAUAAUUUAUACUCAAAUUUUGGUGAAAUUGGGCAAACCAUAAAGGAAUUAAUGGAGAAGUUCCAGAAGAAAGCCAAGAAUCACCAAAAAGUGGAAAGCAUAGCAGAUAUGAAAACAUUUGUAGAAACUUACCCUCAUUUUAAGAAAAUGUCUGGAACAGUGUCCAAGCAUGUUACAGUUGUGGGCGAAUUGUCUUCUCUUGUGACUCGUCAUCAUCUCUUAGAAGUGUCUGAACUGGAACAGGAACUUGCAUGUCAGAAUGAACAUUCUCAGCAGUUGCAGAGGAUCCGGAAGUUGAUAGGAAACAGUAAAGUAAGGGAUAUCGACGCGGCAAGGCUUGUUAUGCUGUAUGCUCUGCAUUAUGAAAAACACACAAACAAUGACAUUGUUGGUUUGGUGGAUGCACUGAAACAAAGAGGUGUGCCAGAACAUUUGACAAAAUUGAUCUACAGUGUAAUGGAAUAUGGUGGUACACAUGCAAGACAAAGUGAUUUAUUUGGUACUCAGGAUGCUGUGAAGCUCACAAAAACAUUUUUUAAGGGCUUGUCAGGUGUGGAGAAUGUGUAUACACAACAUAGCCCUCUCAUCAAAGACACCUUAGAAGAAUUAAUCAAAGGAAAGCUGAAGGAAAGUUCUUUCCCUUAUCUUGGAAAUGGUCAGCUAAUGAGGAGGCCACAAGAUGUCAUUGUGUUCAUGAUUGGUGGAGCCACAUACGAAGAAUCACUUGCUGUUCAUCAGUUGAAUAAAAACAAUUUUGGCGUUAGGAUUGUUCUGGGUGGAACAACCAUUCACAAUUCAAGCAGUUUUUUCAAAGAUGUCGAGCAAGCAAUGCAAGGUGUCACAAGACGUCACACACGCAUGAGGAAUUUGUGAACUGCCAGUACCUCUUCAUUAUAAUGUAUGUAUAUAUUCAUCAAAUCAGUUCUGUAACAUGAUUAGUUCUUGGGUCAUUAUCAAAAUAUCAUUGUGCUUUCCAGUCUGAUAAUACACAAAUGUCAGUCAGUGGAAAACACCUGGUAAAGUGAUUUAACCAUUUGAGGUCUGUAAUUUUAACAAAUGACAUACCAGUGGGUCCACAUUAUUUUGCUUGAAUUUCAGAACUGUUGGGCUGAGUCUGAUGUUGGCCUACAGCAUGAUUUUCUGAACAUUUUGCUAGGCUAGGCCAUGCCUCAGAGAAAAGAAAACACCUUUACAGUUAUAUGUUUGAACACAUGACAGACAAGCAAGGCCACUCUUAAUUUCUUGCAAUUGUAAGAUUACUGAGACACUGGGUUCAAUGUGACAUUGCAUCCAGACAAUUUUCACAGGCGUUGGGCUGAACCGGACAGAGGACAUGAAAGGGUCAAAAUAAGAAUUGGGGUGUCAGCUUGUCAUUUGUAUUUCUAAGGUAGAAAAUUGCUUUUCUUCUAUCACCAUCUGCUUAAGAAUAUGUUGAGUUUUAGAGAAAAGUAAUCAUUUUCAUGCCAUGUAUGCAUCAUCAGCCAACAAAGUUUAAACUUACAAGUAGUCUAUUUUCCUCAGAAAUCUGAAUUACAUGUGAAAACUCAAGUUGUGAACAACAUUUUUGAUAUAUCAUAGGAAUGCUACACUAGUACAUACAGUGAAAUCUCAUUUGUAUAUUAAGUUUAUGAAUCACUGUAUGAGUGUGUAUACAGUUCGAAAAUUUAUCAGCAAAAUCUGCAAUUAAUGUACAUAAUUAUUGUUUUUUUCCCAGUUAAAUAUAUUAUGUCAACACAAUAACAAUGUGGACAUAGUAAAUCUAAGAAAUAGACUGUAAUAUAUGUAAAGUACCAUUAUAACAGUAAAGAAAAGUUCCUCAUUAAAGUGUCUUAAGUGUCA